Leptopilina boulardi is the source of this 858-nucleotide messenger RNA. RefSeq lists its product as uncharacterized. Lineage: Eukaryota; Metazoa; Arthropoda; Insecta; Hymenoptera; Figitidae. The record is from RefSeq and is a predicted model, not a curated record. The transcript is spliced from 3 exons. Bases 155 to 643 code for a protein of 162 amino acids.
CACGCGCGCAUUAAUAUAUAUAGAGGAGAGAAAAUUUUUACGAGAGGUUGCGAUUGUGAAUUUUGUUAAAAUUUGUUGUUUAAUUAAAUAAAUAUCAAUAAGAACAAAAUUAAAAUUCAAUUUUUUCUGUUAGUUUAAUAUUAAUCAGUACAAUAUGGCUGCAAGUGAGGAUAAAAUUCCGGAAGUCGUUGCUGAAUUAGAAAGGCUAACAGUUAAAGGAAAAAGAGUUUUACGAAAACGACUUCAUACUGAGAGUGACAAACGAAGAUGCCGAUUCAAGCCAUUGAAACGUAAAUUCAGCGAAAUGGAGAACGAAGAAGAUGCGCGCUCAUUUUAUUUAGAUAAAUCAGUGAAAGAAUCGCCACAUACAUUGGAAACAAUUUAUGAAGAAAAAGAACAAAAUUCAGUUGAUGGAACAAGUGAAAAACCACAAAUGAGCGUAAAACGUUUUAAACGUAUGAUUAAUUUUCAUAGAAAAUUAAAUGACAAUGGAAAACAAAAGAAACGACGUUUAAAAAUAAAAAGAGAAUUUGGAACAAAAUUAGCGAAACCACAUUAUCGUCGUAUGGAAUUGAAAGAUGUACUCAAACGAUUAGAAUUAAUUCAUUCAAAUUCGACAAUGGACGCUGAACAUAAUGAGUGAUUAACGAAUUUUUUCUUCUUUUUUUUUUUUUUUUUAAAAAAAAAUAAUAAUAUAGUAUUUUUAAUUUAAUUUUUCAAAAUGUGAUCUUUGUUUUUUUUUUUAUUUUAACUUUUUUUUUUGGUAUUAAUAUUUAAUUUUGAAAGAAUAUAAAUUUGAAGAAAAGAUUCAGUUUUGCGGGCAAAAGAGAAAGAAUGAACGAGAAAGAGAGAGAGAGA